UGUCUGUCCGGCAAGACGGAGCGGCGUUCUCCCGGACAGAGAGCGAGGGAGAGAAAAGAGGCGAAAACACAGAGAAAUCGCGAAGCCACAGCGCAGAACCGCAGGAGAUCUUCUCUAAGCAUGUGGCCGUGAGCUAGGAGGACCUCGACAAAGCUCAGAGACGAGAAGAAGUGCUGUGUAUCCCCCGGACAGCCGCACGGAGAGGGUCCUACUCUUUCACCCCACUGGACAAUCUGAAGUAGACGCACACAGAUGAGCGAGGUGUCUGGCCGACCUGCCCUGGAGUUCAGUUGAACACACACACACACACACACACACACACACACACACACACACACAUACACCCAAAUAGACACACACAUACACACACACACAUACACGAAAUCACUGAGCUCCUGUCAUGGCCCCAGAAUUCUAUGCGUCACUCUGGUGAGCGGGGGGACGUCCCAGGCAGAAGACAUGGUGGGACGGAGGGCUGGGUACCGCACUGAAGCUAGCUGUAGUUACCAUGGAAACGGUGUGGAGGACCUUGGCCUGUGUUGGGGUCAUCGCCAUGGUGUCCGCUGGAUUAGGAGAGAGUACCUCAGCUCGGGAUGGACAAGCUGCAUUCCUGUCCAGCCUGGGUCACUAUGAGAUUGCCAUCCCGGUCCGCGUGGGCCCUCAGGGGGAGGCACUGGAUGAAGAGAAGCACUCAGACAGGCACGGACGGCGGAGGAGGAGUGCAGACUCCAACCCUGAGACGCCCGAUCCACAGCUGUAUUACCAGCUGUCAACACCCAGCGCCAACCUGUUCCUGAACCUGACGCUGCAGAGUGGGCUGCUCUCACGCCAGUUUCGCGUGGAGUACUGGAGGAGGGGCCGUCUGGCCUGGAGUCACCCGUACUUGCCUGGCUGCCACUAUGUGGGUCACCUGCAGCACCAGCCUCAGUCCAGCACUGUGGCCCUGAGUAACUGCAACGGCCUGCAGGGGGUGAUUGUAGCUGGUGGGGAGGAGUACCUCAUUGAGCCCCUGGUUUCUGCUGAAAACCAUACGAGUGUGGAUGGGAGAGAGGGGCGCCCCCAUGUGGUGUACAAAAGGUCAUCCUUGCGACAUCUGUACAUGGACCAGUCCUGUGGAGUCAUUGAUGAAAAACCCAGCAAGAGCUUCACUUGGUGGCAGCGAACUAUCAAACCCUCCCCCAACCAGAUGGGACGUGGCCAGCUGCCACUCAAACGCUCGGUUAGCCGCGAGCGCUACGUGGAAACGCUGGUGGUGGCUGAUAAGAUGAUGGUGGGAUACCACGGCCGGCGAGACAUUGAGCAGUACAUCCUGGCUGUUAUGAAUAUUGUUGCCAAACUGUUCCAGGAUUCUAGCCUGGGGAACGCAGUGAACAUUGUGGUGACUCGACUGAUCCUGUUAAUGGAGGACCAGCCCACUCUGGAAAUAAACCACCAUGCAGGAAAGUCUUUAGACAGCUUCUGCAAGUGGCAGAAGUCCAUCCAGCACCGGAGCGGCCAUGGAAAUGCCAUCCCCGAAAACGGCAUCGCUCACCAUGACACAGCGGUUCUCAUCACGAGAUACGACAUCUGCAUCUACAAGAACAAACCGUGUGGUACACUAGGUCUGGCCCCGGUCGGUGGAAUGUGUGAGCCAGAGAGGAGCUGCAGUAUAAAUGAAGACAUUGGCCUGGCCACAGCGUUCACCAUCGCUCAUGAGAUUGGACACACGUUUGGCAUGAAUCAUGAUGGAGUAGGGAACGCGUGCGGGGCGCGUAGCCAGGAGACGGCUAAGCUCAUGGCCGCCCACAUCACCAUGAAGACCAACCCUUUCGUCUGGUCCGCCUGCAGCCGCGAUUACAUCACGAACUUCCUCAACUCUGGGAUGGGAUCCUGUGUGAACAACGUUCCCCCGAAACAGGAGUUUGUGUACCCCACCACAGCCCCCGGACAGGCCUACGACGCUGACGAGCAGUGCCGUUUCCAGUACGGAGUGAAAUCUCGGCAGUGUAAAUACGGGGAGGUGUGCAGUGAGCUGUGGUGUAUGAGUAAGAGCAACCGUUGUAUAACCAGCAGCAUCCCAGCAGCUGAAGGCACCAUCUGCCAAACCAGCACCAUUGAGAAAGGGUGGUGCUAUAAGCGAGUGUGCGUGCCCUACGGGACACGGCCGGAGGGAGUGGAUGGCCAGUGGGGUCCGUGGUCGCCGUGGGAAGAGUGCAGCCGCACCUGUGGGGGUGGAGUCUCCUCCUCUAUCCGCCAUUGUGAUAGUCCCAGGCCGACCAUCGGAGGACGCUUCUGUUUGGGGGAGAGGAAGCGCUUCAAAUCCUGCAACAUUGAAGAGUGCCCUGCAGGAUCUCAGGAUUUCCGGGAGAUCCAGUGCUCUGAUUUUGACAACGUUCCUUUCCGAGGGAAAUUCUACACCUGGAAGCCGUACAGGGGCGGUGGGGUGAAGUCCUGCUCUCUGAACUGCUUGGCUGAGGGCUACAACUUCUACACUGAGCGCGCUCCGGCCGUGGUGGAUGGGACGCCCUGCAGAGAUGACUCUCUGGACGUGUGUGUUAAUGGAGAGUGCAAGCACGUGGGCUGUGAUAAAAUCCUUGGCUCAGAUGUGCGAGAGGACCGCUGCCGUGUGUGUGGGGGGGACGGGAGCAGCUGUGAGGCCAUUGAGGGCGUCUUCAACGACUCACUGCCUGAAGGAGGUUAUGAAGAGGCGAUCAGGAUUCCUAAAGGAUCUGUGUUCAUACACAUCCAGGAACUCAACAUUUCCCUUAAUUAUUUGGUUUUGAAGAGUAAAGGUGACCAGUACUUCAUCAACGGCAAACUGACCAUCGAUACACCACGCCGCUUCGACAUCGCUGGAACCACCUUCCACUACCGCAGGCCCGCUGACCAGCCGGAGACCCUCGAGGCCUUAGGGCCCACCAACAUGACCCUCAUCGUCAUGGUUCUGGUGAGAGAAGAGAAUCCAGGUAUUCAUUACCGCUUUAACCCCCCUGUGAACCGGGACACCUUGAGUGGCUUCGCCUGGCAUUACACGGCCUGGGGCCGCUGCUCCGUCACCUGCGGCGGAGGGGUUCAGAUCCAGCAGGUGGUGUGUAAGAAGCAAGCGGAUCACUCGGUGGUCUACAACCACUUCUGUGACAAGAGGAACAAACCUAAAGACAAGAAACGUCCCUGCAACACAGAGCCCUGCCCUCCUACUUGGUGGGUGAGUGAGUGGUCAGAGUGCAGUAGAAGCUGUAGCGGUGGGGUGCGGACGCGGGAGGUUUUAUGUAAGAGGAAAAUCACCCCCACAGAUGAGAAAGUUCAGGAUGACUCAAGCUGCACCCUGCCACGGCCCCCCCUCACUGAGCCCUGCAAUAACCACACCUGCCCACCAGAGUGGCACGCACUGGACUGGUCUGAGUGCACUCCUAGCUGUGGUCCUGGUUAUAGACAGAGGGUGAUCCUCUGUAGAAGUGGAGAAGGUGGUGACACUCUGGAUGAAUCUGAGUGCCCAAAGCAAAGCCGUCCCACUACUAGGAUGCGCUGUAACCUGCAGCGCUGCCCACCUCCACAGUGGCUCACUGGACCCUGGAGUGAGUGCUCGGCUAGGUGUGGUCUCGGGCAGCAGAUGCGUCUGGUGCAGUGCGUGUCACACACAGCCCAGCCGUCCAGUGAGUGCUCAGAACUGCAUCGACCCGCCUCCAUGCAGCAGUGCAGGAGCAGGUGCGACCUCAGCAGCCCCACGGAUAACCCCGAGGGUGAGAGGUCAAAGGGCACUCAGACACAUUCUGAGAUACACACCGAGUGCAAAGAUGUGAACACAGUGGCAUACUGCCCCCUGGUGCUCAGGUUCAAGUUCUGCAGCCGCCCAUACUUCCGACAGAUGUGCUGCAAGACCUGCCAAGGACACUGACCUCCUCUCUCCCUCUCUCCUCUCUUCAUCUCUUUCGCUCUGCCUGGGCCAACACCGCCCCAGCUCCACAUUCCAGGGCAGAGGCAGAGAGAGAAGGAGAGACAGAAAGAGAGAGGUAGAGGGAGAUAGAGACUGUGCUGCUGUCUUCAACUCUCCAGUCCAGCUGCUCUGGCACGGCUGCUCUGAAUAUCGGACGGUCAGAGAUCCGUCUGCCUUUCUUCUAGCUCUCUUUAGCGUGGUGCUAGUCUUCUGUCAGCCAUACUGCAUACCAGAAUCCCUCAGAUCCAGCCAUGGAGGACCACAGCACCGCACACGGUGGUGUUUUUCUAUGCUUUUUCUCCAAAAUACCUUAUUCAAUUCUUUAGAUAACUAUCAGGUCCUUUAUACAGUGGUUCUCAGCCCUGCAGGCUCCAUGCACUGCGUACCUUUGUGUUUUAUUUGGCCUAUGUGGCGUCUGACUGUACAAACCGGAUUAGGUCACUCGUAAAUUGCAGCGCAAACACCAGAGGUGGGUAGUAAUUAGUUACAUUGACUCUGUCACAUGUACUUGAGGUCAGUUUCGAUGGAUUUGUACUUUCACAUGGAGACAUUUUUACUUCUACAGUCAUAUGCAAAGGUUUGGGCACCCCUUGGCAAAGAACAUGUUUUCUAGAUUUUCGAAGUGAAAAUAAGUUAGCACAGUCUUUCCCAACCUGGUCCUGAAGGCCUGGACGGUCCACAUUUUUUUGCUCCAACUUAACUUACAACACAUAGGAAUAAAGGAAAAAUGUGGACCGUCUAAGGACCAGGUUGGGAAACACUGAGUUAACACAUCCUCCGCAGCAGGGGUGUCAUACUCAAACACUAAAGGGGCCAAAUAAAAAAAUCUCAACAAAUUCUUGGCCAGAGAAAAUUAUUUCAUUUCUAAUUUCAAACGGGCUAUUGUUUAUUCAAAAUAUGUAAAAACCUCAACGGUAAAAUACAGACACUUGAAGUAGACCAUGAAAUAUACAUGAAUACUUGAAAUAUUCAGUAUUUAAGUGUCUCCAAGAGCUCAGCCUUUUAAACCUACCUAUUUGCUUGAAGUAGACUCCUGGCAUCUUGUCUUUACUGCAUGUUCAGCUCAGUCUCUGAGCUGCUGAGCCGACGUUGAGUGUUUAUACUGGUUGCACUGCAGCUCAGAUGCAGUGUGUUUGGUGAUAUGACCGGUGUGGAUAGAAUUGUCCCAUAGACUGUCGUUGGGGUAGGAGAGUGAAGGUGUACAUUAUGUUGAAGUGCAUGCUGGGGACUGUAGCGCCGCACAUUGUGUAUCAAGCUACUAUUCACUGAAAUUUAAGUGACUUUUGCAGGCCGGAUAGGAUUGUGUUGCAGGUCUGAUCUGGCCUGCAGGCCUUGUGUUUGACACAUGGGCUCUGCAGGAGACACUUUAUUGCACACAUUUUAAGGCAGAGUUAGUUUAUUUUUCUGAUUUUAACAUAUUGGGCAAACGUUAUGGCACAUUUUGUAUAUCGUCUUAAACUCUGUUGAAAUAGUUCUUUAAACUCUGUAAACAAACAGAAAUUGUGCACUAAAAUUAGCAGAAAAACGUGGGUGUUCAUACCUUUACAUAUGACUGUAUUCAUGAAGAAGAUCAAAAAUCUUCUUUUUUAAAACUCUAGAUGGAGUGAUGCCAUGAAAGAGCUACAAGAAGCUUUGAACUGAUUACACAAAGAUGUAAAGGAUGUGUGCAUGUGAAGAAUCUCCACAUAGUGCAAGAAGUCUAUCUAAGAGUCUAUAGAACUUUUAUAGAGCGCGUCUUAUUUACUAAAAGUGUUUCUUUAAGGUCCAGACGUGGUUCUUCUACGGCGUUGUUCCUUUAUUUUUAAGAGUGCACUUUUCCACUCUUUUUCACGUUUAGUUACUCAUUUCAUUCCGUUACCACGGUGACAGCAUCUGGACUGGUUUGUGAUUGGUCACCUUUUAUAUUGGAGCUUUAGCAUUUUCUGUCAGACCACACAAGAUCCAGAUAGAGAAGAAUAAACUCCCAGUUGAGUUCUGUGCUGACAGAGACUGGACGUGCUAAGUAGUUCCACUGCAGUGCUAUAAGUCGUUUUUGAGCCCGUAUGUUUGUACUUUUACUCCUUAAAAAAAGCUGCUUUGUUUCACUGAAGUCGCAAUACUUUUACUUGAGCACCUGCCUCUGGUGAACCCUCUAAAAUCCGAUUUGAUCAAGUCUGAUUUGAGUUAACGAAGCCCAGCGCUCCUGAUUCAACUCAUCAGGCUGCUCAUGCCCUAAGGCUGUGCUCACAUUACAAGGCUGAAUAAGAAAUCAGAUUUUGUGGACACUGAUCUGUGCAAAUCAGCUUUGAGCCACAUUCAUAUGUGCAUGUCUGAUGUCACUGUGGUCAUAAUUUUGAGUGUACUGGGACUCGUAUUUAAGGGAAAGCCCAAUGAAUUUUUCAAAAUGUCUGCGUAAUGGACUUAUUGGAAUGUAAACAAAGUCAUAGUUUGGUGUGAAAUUGUUCAUUGUAGAUAAACCUCGCAGUGAACCUGCAAAUUUUUUUUAUAUGUAGUUUAGUAAAAUAAAAAAGGUAAAAAAGUGAAAAAAUCUAAAAAAAAAAAAAAAAACAACAACAACAAAAAAAAACUGUCUUUGGGGUCUUUUUGCCUUACAACACCCUGCAUGUACCCCUCUGCCAUGAUUGGCUUUAUAAAAGUUACGUUUCCGACUAAAACCUUCUCAAAACUAUCAUAAAACAAUGUCUCAGACACCAGACAGCAUAUUCAUAAUCACUUCAUAUGAUAACUGCCUGUGUGGGAGCUUUUAGAAGCAUUAAACUCGUCAGACGUCUGGUUCCUAUCACCACCACUGGGUACAAUUCUUGGAAAGUGUCCCAAAAGUGGUCCAUUUCAGAUCAAACCACCCCGAAUGACUUUGUUUACUUCGUCUAAAGCGUUUAAUUAUGCGGACAUUUAGAAAAGUUAGUGGAGCCCCACUUUAAGGACUGCUUAGGUGAGUAGUUGUUGAUGCUUUGUUGAAGUGUGCGGUGCUGCGUGAGUCCGUGGCUGGACACCACACUGAUUAUCAUCAUCUGUUCACUGUUGAACUCUCUUUUCUCACCGAAAUGUUCCUGGUUCUAACUCAUAAAGGCUGUUUUGCUGUCUGUGAUAAGAUCACCUCUUACCAUGUCGAAACUGACAAGUGACGAAUAUUUAAUUCAUGUUCUUUCGUUUUAUAAUCUUAUCAUUUUAAUUACAGCCUUGGAGAUGUUGUGGAUUGUUCAGUGUCAUAAGCUUCAUAAUUGUGUUAGUUCUCAUACUGAAUAAUCUGUUUUUCUGACUAUACUGUGGUUCUGGGUGGUUUACUUGCCAUCAUCUUGCCUUUUGGGCCGGUGUUGAUAUAGAAGGGAAGUUAAUGAGGCAAUGCUGUUGAUGUAGUUAGUGUAAGCGCCACUGAUGUCGCUAAUGAGAUUGGUACAGCUGGAGACAAUGAUAAUGAGUCAUCCAGACUUGACCUCGGCUGUGGUCAGCAUUCAGAGCGUUUUAUUUUAUUUAGACUCACGUGGGAGUACAAAGCCUCUGUACUUGAGUACAAGUAGAAAUAUUACAUUUAAAUUGAUGAUGAUGUCAAUACAGACACCUUGACAUUUUCCCAGUCCUUUUAAAUUUCAAAGCAAAGGCGGGAGUGGGCGUGGCUUGAACCUGAUGUUAAUAGCAUGCAUGAGUGUAAAUUAAGCAGCCAAUCAGCAGCCUAGAUUUUGACGCAAACAUGCUUAUUGGCUCACAGGUGUGAUAUUAAAGGGCAAUUCUUUACAGUGUUGGUGAUCAGAACCAGGGGUCACCAUGACUACAACACAGAUGCAACCAUUUUAUUUACGAUCCAAAACCACCAGAAAACCUACACGAGUCUUUUUAGUUUUUUAUAUGUAAUGUGGGUGAUGGUAAAAAUCAUUUUAAAAAGUCUUUUUUUGGAGGGCAAUUUUGCCUCAUAACACCCUUCAUGUACCCUCCACCAUGAAAUGAUUUAAAAAAUAUAUGUUAUGUAAAGAAAAUUGU
Molecule: messenger RNA, 7888 nt
Organism: Pygocentrus nattereri (red-bellied piranha)
Lineage: Eukaryota; Metazoa; Chordata; Actinopteri; Characiformes; Serrasalmidae
Gene: adamts10
Product: ADAM metallopeptidase with thrombospondin type 1 motif, 10
Exons: 25
Coding region: 509-3874 (1121 amino acids)
Biological process (GO): proteolysis; extracellular matrix organization
Cellular component (GO): extracellular matrix
Molecular function (GO): metalloendopeptidase activity
Source: RefSeq, a predicted model, not a curated record